CCCUGCGCGUCCUGCCAGCGGAAUUCUUAGAAGCAAAGCAGCAAUUUCCGCCCGGCUCAAACCGUCUGCAAUUACAGCCCGGCGCGGGCUGACGAGCGCUUUCCCUUCGUCGCAGCCAAACGCUGCCGGUGCCGCUCGGCCCUCCUGGCCGUCGCACUCUGCACUUUGCGGUCCGUCAGACAAAGGCUUUGGUGCAGCCGAACCUCCGCCCCAAAACCUCCGUUUCCGCCGCUCCCGGAUGGGUUGGGACGCGCAGCGCCCGCGGUUCGGGGCGGGGGGAAGUCAGAGCAAAGCCCCCCCUCACCGGCUUCGGCCACGGCAGCGGGGAUGGAAGAAUGGAAGAACCCCGGGCGGCCCAAACCGCAGCCGCUGCCCGCCGGCGGAUGUGCUGGAAAUAGCGCUGGGAUCGGCCGGGGGGGCUGGGGGGGCGCGGGGUUCUAUAAAGGCGGUUCGGUUCGGGGCGCCGCAGUGGAGCUGCACCAUGAAGGCCGCGGUUCUGCUGCUCCUCGUGGCGCUGCUCGCGUUCAGCCUCUGCCACGCACCCGACGGCUCCGAUGCUCCCAGCGCUAAAGCUUUCAUCUCCCACCGCGCCAGCGCCGAGAUGGUGCAGAGGCAGAAGAGGAAUUUGGCCCUCGGCGGCGGCAUCGCCGGAGCUCCGACCCCCCUGGAGUCCAAACGCGAGGUGUGCGAGCUGAGCCCCGACUGCGACGAGCUGGCGGACCAGAUCGGCUUCCAGGAGGCGUACCGCCGCUUCUACGGCCCCGUCUGAGCCCCCCAACCCCCCGGGGCUCCACACCUCCCCCCCCCCUCCAGUAAUGCUCCACUUCCCCGCGAAGGACGGACAGAAAUAAAGGCACGGUGCAGGGCACGGCGGCUCCUUCCUGGGUAGGGGGUGUGGGGGGGGUCUAUUGUCGCAUUGGGGGCAUCAGCACUGCAGCUCAGCCCCAUAGGACAGUGGGGCUGCCUGUC
Molecule: messenger RNA, 969 nt
Organism: Lagopus muta (rock ptarmigan)
Lineage: Eukaryota; Metazoa; Chordata; Aves; Galliformes; Phasianidae
Gene: BGLAP
Product: bone gamma-carboxyglutamate protein
Biological process (GO): osteoblast differentiation; regulation of cellular response to insulin stimulus; regulation of bone mineralization
Cellular component (GO): extracellular region
Molecular function (GO): structural constituent of bone; hydroxyapatite binding; calcium ion binding
Source: RefSeq, a predicted model, not a curated record